Molecule: messenger RNA, 4313 nt
Organism: Pseudomyrmex gracilis
Lineage: Eukaryota; Metazoa; Arthropoda; Insecta; Hymenoptera; Formicidae
Product: protein unzipped
Exons: 5
Coding region: 287-1738 (483 amino acids)
Source: RefSeq, a predicted model, not a curated record
GUUCACAGCUUGUCACUUGCUCGCCGUCGUUCGCGCAGCACGCUAUCUCCGAAACGUUGUUUUGACGACCGUUGAAUUUCGGCUGAACAGAAAGUAUAACACAGAAGAGAUCCGUUAUUUAUCCGUACAAAUGAUCGUUGCCGUCUCAAGAUCGUAGAAAAGCCCGUGAUACAGAUACGGGCGAAAGAUCCCUCUUCCCCCCAGUGCUUCCCCGGCGAUUUGAUACUCACGCACGUUAUUUGGAUUAAAAGUAUCGACGAGAGCACGUUCGAGGACAGAGCCCAAGAUGCAGCAGAAGAACUACCUCGCCUUGGGACUGCUCGGCUGCGUCCUGUUGUUGUCGGGGACCACCGCGGACAUCAGCGUGUACGUAACGUCCAAGUACAUUCACCAACCGCUUACGUCGACCACGCUCAAGUGGCUGCCAGUGGCGCACUACGACCCGAACGGAUCGAAGGAGAUAGUCAUCGGCGGCUUCGAAAACGUGCCAGAUGGCGAAGACACUUACGCCAAUCAAGCGGAUAAAUCCGAGGCGAAGAAACGGCCGCUCUACGUGUGUCGUGCGAUGCACAGCGGCGUCUGGGUGGCCGGCACGCAGAAAGAUAAGGACACAACGUGCACGGUGACGUUACACGGUAUGGUGAGGCCGUUUGAGAAGUACGAGUUGCUGGAGAACGUUGACGCAGCCGCGCGAAUCUCUUGGCUACAAUGGGACAAGUACACGCAGCUUCAUCUAGGUACGGUGUACGUGGAGAAGAAUGAACUGAUCGCUCGAUACGUCGUCCCGAAAACUGACAAAGAACCGCGAUACAGCCACUAUAUAGGCACGCUCACCAUGACCGAAAAUUACCCUAACAACAUCGUCUACGUGACCGAGGACGGUAGGGAAGAAUCCGCCAAAGAAGGCGAGCUGUUGGUAGAGACCGAGCCGAUCCGUUACGAGCUGAGCGGCGUUAAACUCAACUGGUCUAAGAAGCGCGACAUCAAGCGCGUACCUCGCGUGCUCAACCAGGCGACAAUCAUGAAUCACAGACAGGAAAAGGCAAACAUGGCAGAGGCUUGUAGUUAUUCGUACAAGUACUCGGUCUAUUGGGGCCGCAGGUACGCUAUUCUGAACGGUCUGAGUACCACAAUUAAGCUGGCCAACGGCACAUCCUUGCCGAACAUAACGUGGGGCAUGCAUGUCGAGCAGAAUCGCACAGAUGUUUACACUGUCUCAGUCACCUUAGAGCCUGGCACAGGUGUAAAUGUGACUCUGAAGGCUAACUACACGGAAAUGGAGGUGCCCUAUACCGCUACAUUGAUCUCGCAUUAUGAGGACGGUAUGGCAAUGUCGCGCGUGAUCACCGGCAUUCGUCAAGAAGAAUCGUUGUUCGACGUCAUUCCGGAAUUCGGACCCAUCUAUUUUCUAAGUAACUUUAGUCUAGUACCGACAACCGUUGCACCGCCUACUACAACCGAGCUGCCGACCACGACAACGACGACGACAACAACGAUGAUAUCGACGACACAGGAGACAAGCAGGACGACAUAUCGACACCGCCAGACAGACAUGGAUCACGAUGAGAAUUCAAUCAAAAAGACAGAUCUGUCCAGCAUGCAAAGCGACGACGGCGGUCCGGUGCCGCUUAAGAACAAGGUAGAUAUGGCCUAUGGCAAAGCCGCCACGUUCAAGUCGACUCUGGUAACGCUCGUCGCACCGUCGUUGCUAUUGCUUAUCCUCCACAGAAUCACGUGAAGAUCUGAUUCACGCGUGUCCUAUCCAUUGUCCUUAAUGUUAAAAAAUUCCUAAAAUUCCCGCGCAAUAGUAAUAUAAUAAUAUAACCCACAGUAGGCGAAUACAAAAAAAAAAAAAAAUUAAAAAAAGAAAAAAAACCUCUGAGAAAAAAAGAACAAAAAUAUACGCUGAAGAAAACUGUUGCAAUUUCGUACGUAGCGAUUAUAACGCGAAUAAACCUUCUUAUUUUGGACACACCGCUCGACCGCGAUCGGCAUAGCGGUAUAUACCGAUAUAUGCUUGCCUUUAAACAAAAAACUCAAUAUCUAAUAAUAUAUAUAUGAUAUAUGUAAAUCUACAUUAUUAUAUAUAUUUAUUUCUCUCUUGGAUAGAGAGAUAAUUGUCUUCGCGAUGAGAACUUGUCACGAAGAUGAGUUUAAGUACAAGUGAAAAAGGAGAGAGAGAUUGCAGUGAGAGAUGCGUCAACUUUGACAGAGAUGAGUCAACUUUGAUCGAAGCAAAAAACGUUUAACGUUCACUCAUUAUCUUGUUAAACAGCCGAUCGCGAAACUGUUACAUUCCGUCUUUUUCUAAUCUCCCCGCUGUGAAUCGACUCUCCAGCUAUGAUGUAUGUCCUAUGCCUUCGCAAAAUAAUCUAAUUCUAGAUCCUUUAGAAAGACACUAAUCGCUUUAAAAAAUGAUAGCAUUCUUUGUAUCUAAAGAAAGAGAGAGAGAGAGAGAGAGAACAGAGAGAAAGAAGUAACUGAUGCGAAUAAUGUCUUGGAUAAAGUAAUAGCGUCGAGUCGGAAAAUGAAUAGAAGUUAAGCAACCGAAAGAAAAAUGAUCGCAAGACACGCGAGUUAAUUCAGCGCUACGAUAUAUUUUUGAGAUUGCCGUAUAAUUUUAGAAGAUUGUAAAAUUUAUAUAAAGAUAGCAAGUAAGAGAAAUAACAUAUAUAGAGUGUAAAAGUGGAUGGGUACACAAUGUCGCGGGUAAUUAAACUAAUUCGCUUUGUGUUUUAAAGUUAUUUCGAAACAGUCGUACAAAACCACACAAUGCAUAAAGUGAUUAAUACGAUAAUCACAUCGAGAGGAUGUAGACAUACAGAAUUAUUUUCAAAAUACUUGCAUAAGAUAUACUUCGUACAAUAUAAAUCUAAAAAAUUUUUUUUUUUUUUUUUAAUCUUAAACGAAGUUGAAUAAAUAAAUUCGUACCCGUCUCUUGCCAGUGUAAAGUGAUAGGAUUUGCAGGUUUCCUAGAGUAUUGUUGAAGAAGAUUGUAAAAACAGAAGAAGGAUAAAUGAAAACAGAAACCAUUGGUAUAUAUAUAUAUAUAUCUUAAUACUUUGUUACUAAGAGAGGAUAGAAUAUUUUGGUACGCGUGCGAAAUAUAAUAAUAUUGAGUUCGAUGUUUCGCGGGAAGCAUUUUGUUCACUUGAAAAGACUAAACGAUGAGAUAAUUUAUCGUUUUUCACAUACACAAGAUUGCGUUACCGGCGUUUUUUUUUUUUUUGUUUUUUUUAAUCUACGUAUGUAUAUAUAAAAUAUGUAUUUCUAUUACAUGAGAUAUAUUAUAGUCGUAACUGUGUAGUAAAAUGCUUAUUUAUACAUAUAACAUGAUUUUAUAGAUAUUUUCUCUAUCGAUAGUAGCGUUACAAAGGUACAAUUAUAUUUUACUAUUACAUCGUAAUGGUGUUAGAAUUAGCGCGAAGCACUUUUAUUUUGGACUAAAAUGUCUCCCGUAUCUCAAACGACGUUUCUCGACGUCGAAGCCUAAUCACGCCUGUUGUGAUAUUCAAUAAAAAUUUUACGUAAACACACGACAUAAGAAGGAAGGAAAACGUAAGUACACUGUUGAAACGAUAAUCAAUUACGAGAGAAAGCAAUAAAUUCGUUGCGAGAUCGAAAGACUUGUGUGUUCGAAGAACCAGUCAAAAAACAAAAUAAAGUUAUGUGUGCGGUAUUUCCUCGAUAUUCCGUAUGAACUCUUGAGAAACGGUAAAAGAUAAUGGCGUGUAUAAGUUAGAGUAAAUUUAAAGGUGAAGGACGCUGUACGUUCAUAUUGGUCUGUGAGCUCGUAAAUCUAUUUCUCAGUAAUUGCUUUUUGACAACUCAUCCUGCCGUUAGGCAGACUAAAUAAAUGUUCUAAGCUAAUUAUUAUCGGCAUCAGUAAAGCCAAGAACUGUUCUAAAGAUAUAUCUGUAUUCAUCACAGAUGUAUUAUUUGUGAAUAUAUUACUGUAUUGUACAUUAUCAUGUAAAUAUAAAUAAAUGCUAUGUACAUACAAAAAAAUCAUCUAGACAGCUAGUGCUGCCAGUUUUUCCUUGAACAUCACGAGUGAACAAAUUUAGAAAACUCAACCGAGAAAAACAGACUGCAUAUUUUUAUUUGCAAAAGUUAUUAACAAUAUUCUGUACACAUAAGAGAGAAUCAUGUUAGCGUUAAAAAAUAAUAUGAUAGUAUUUUUUAAUUACUGAGAAAGAGUGUUAUCAAUUUCAAUCAAUGAUUUCUUAUUUGAUAACUCAAAGAGUAUGUAAUCUAGUUUCCAAAACAUCUUUAAUAUCUUUUCAGCAGAAGAUUUUAAUAUCAUAUGUAUU